Molecule: messenger RNA, 838 nt
Organism: Lasiosphaeria miniovina
Lineage: Eukaryota; Fungi; Ascomycota; Sordariomycetes; Sordariales; Lasiosphaeriaceae
Product: cutinase-domain-containing protein
Exons: 3
Coding region: 92-796 (234 amino acids)
Biological process (GO): carbohydrate catabolic process
Cellular component (GO): extracellular region
Molecular function (GO): cutinase activity
Source: RefSeq, a predicted model, not a curated record
UUCAGUAACAAGUCAGUGUUGAGUAGAAAGACAUAUUAUCCCCUCCCACUUAGACCAACCCCAGCCCCCCGUCUGCCGCCUCACUGUCGACAUGAAGCUGUUCACUGCCCUGCAUUUAGUUGUUGGACUCGCCGCUGCAUUGCCCAGCCGCAUCGAGGAGAUCAGAUCAUGGCAGCUUGUCGAGGAGCACACGCAGUCUCUCGAGUCUCGGGCGAGCAGCGAGACGAGAAACGAGCUUCAAGCCGGCGGCACCUGCCCGCCAAUAAUCUUCAUCUACGCUCGUGGAUCGACCGAGGGCGGGAACCUAGGAUCACUGGGUCCAUCUCUCGCGGACGCGCUGGAGUCGGCCUACGGCGCCAGCAAUGUCUGGGUCCAGGGCGUCGGCGGCGCAUACACAGCCGGCCUCCUUGACAACCUCCUCCCAGACGGCACUACCAAGGCGGCCAUCACGGAGAUGAAGAACCUCUUGACCCUCGCCAACACUAAGUGCCCCGAGGCCAAGAUCGUGUCCGGCGGCUACAGCCAGGGUGCCGCCCUCGCCGCCGCGGCCAUCGGCGGCAGCAGCGCCGCCAUCCGCGAGCAGGUCAAGGGCGUCGUGCUCUUCGGCUACACCAAGAACCAGCAGAACGGCGGCAAGAUCCCCAACUACCCCGCGAGCCGCCUCGCUGUGUACUGCGACGCCGGCGACCUCGUCUGCAAGGGCACGCUGCUCGUCACCCCGCAGCAUCUUAUGUACGCCGACGAGGCCAAGGACGAGGCGCCCAAGUUCUUGAUUGCGAGGAUUGCGAGCAGCUGAGGCGGCAGUUGUGUGGACGUGGAUUUAAGGGGUUGGGCUGGG